Molecule: messenger RNA, 2199 nt
Organism: Lithohypha guttulata
Lineage: Eukaryota; Fungi; Ascomycota; Eurotiomycetes; Chaetothyriales; Trichomeriaceae
Exons: 1
Coding region: 1-2199 (732 amino acids)
Source: RefSeq, a predicted model, not a curated record
AUGACCUCAAAUGAAAGCAACUCGGCGCCCUCUUGCGAUAUAUGCACGGAUAUAUAUCGUUAUUUCGCAGAUCCUAAGUCAAAUCACAGGAUCAAGCUAGGCAGUUUCGACGAAGCUCUUGCUUCACCAUGCCAGGCACACACUCCUAUCGUCAAAGCCUUCCGCGAGCAUGUGGAAAGAAUCAUCGCUCAAGGUGCAGUGAGAGACACGCGAGAUGUCGGCUUUAUGAGAACGGGGACUGGCAGUGCCACAUUGACGCAGUCGCUGUCGAAGCUGGGUGUUUGUUGGUCGUUCCUGUUGGCAGAAAAGCCUGGCCUGAUGGAACAUCCAGGCACUGGACGAAUCCUGGAUCCAGAAUGGGCUGAUAUUGAGAUUGUCAAUAAGUGGAAGCGACAGUGUCUUAUGUCCCAUGGUAUGGAAUGUGACAAUCCCAUGAAAUUGCCUUCAAUCAAACCGGCUUGGCUUGUCGAUGUGGAGAGGAAGUGUGUGGUAGCUGGUCAGGACUGCGAUCGCUAUCUUGCUCUUAGCUAUAGAUGGGGCAAUACGGCAGGCUUUCGACUCGACGAGAGCAUCCUUCAUGAGCUUCAACGAGAAGGUUCGCUAUUCCAGCCUACGCUUCUGGCCAGCUUGCCGCUCAUGAUACAGCACGCAAUAUCUUUGACAGCAGCACUGAGAGAGCGAUACUUGUGGGUAGAUGCGCUCUGUGUUGUGCAUGGAGGUCACAGUUCUACAGCUGAACAGAUCAACCUGAUGUCGGCCAUUUACGCAGGCGCUGUCGUCACCAUUGUUGCUGCUGAUGGAGUGUCCUCUGAUGGACUACUAGGCGUACGGGAUGUCGCUGAACCUAGAGGUCUAAACCAAAAGGUCUACCCUUUUGGAGAUGAGCAGCUCAUCGUUCGAAAUACAGACAUCUUUAGCUUGGAAAACUACAGCGACUAUCACAAGCGAAGCUGGACCUACCAAGAAUUCAAAAUGUCGGCCAGAAAGCUCUUCUUCCAUACCAAAGAACUACAUUGGCAGUGCCAGUGCAGCGUGUGGCACGAAGAGCUUACUUUCGGAACUGAAGCCGAUGUCUACAUCGAUCCACGACCUGGAGUCUUGCUUGCUGGUUUUCCAGACCUCGACUCAUUUGCACAUAUGCUCAGUCAAUACAAUAAUCGGGAUCUCACGUACGACGAAGAUGCUUUAUCAGGCAUAGCUGGUCUAUUGUCAGUCGUGAGUCGAACAUUCACUGGCGGUUUCCUCCACGGCUGUCCCGAAAUGUUCUUCGAACGUGCUCUUGCUUGGAGACCGCAAUGGCACUUCACAAAUCUGAGGAGAAGAGUCAUCUCUGAUAGACCCGCUAGUGCUCGCGUUUCGGCUUCGGCUUUACCUUCGUGGUCAUGGAUAGGCUGGCACGGAAUGAUGACAAUGCAAUACGGAGAAGCAAUGCGAAUCAAUGAUCGGCAGUACUCAAUGGAGGAGAUCAUCCCAGUUACGGAGUGGUAUACAAGUGCUGCGCCAAGUGGGCAGCCACUUCGCAGGAUACGCUCAACUUGGUACGAGAAUCGUGAGCAGUACAAAGACCUGAGCAAACCAUUACCCGACGGCUGGACCCGUCUUGAAGCAGACUCAAUCGGAACCUUCAGAGACGAGCCGAGACUCUACCCAGACGGCUGCGGCAAGUACGUCUUUCAGCAUCGUGACAUGCCAGCAAAGGACAGUCAGUACUGGUACUACCCAUUCCCUGUCGCCAAAAUAGACGCCACUACUCCCUUCUUCACACCAGAACAAACGCCCUAUCUCAUGUGCAAAACACAAAAGGCGGAGCUAUGGUCAUAUCGAGCGGACCCUGACACGUUCGUCGGCCCUAACGCCCACAUCCUCCACCUCUGCAAAGAAAUGGGCUCUUCGUCCAUCGGGACGUUACAUUUACAGACAGACGAACAACUCAAUACGUGGCCGGAAUUCAAACCUGGCGACCUUCCACCCGAAGGACGAAGUAUUGAAGUUGUCGCGAUAAGUCGUUCAGUGCAAUACAACAAAACUUUCAACGAGGAGUUGAAGCGAUACGACCACCCUCUUACACGGAAUGAAGUCUACAACGUUCUUUGGGUUGAAUGGAAGGAAGGUAUAGCCUAUAGACUUGCGAGUGGACGCGUUGACAAGACGGCUUGGGAGGAAUUGUCGCUUGAGGCGAUAGACCUUGUCUUGGGUUGA